AUGCUGCUGCCUCCAUUUCUGGCAGCGCUUCGUGUCCACGAGGAUGUGAUCCGCUUCCUUGCCCUGCUCUUCAGCCGUCAUGGCUCCAGCCCCAUGCUGCACCGCUGCCUUGCGACCAGGUGGGGCGAAAUACUGCGGACUGGUUACGUCAGCAUGGUGGAGAACCAGCAGGAGCUGAACAAUCAGGUGGCCAAGGUCUUCUGGGAGUUGGGUGCCACAUCCCGCUUCACCAACUUUCGAUGGGUGACUCUGUCACAGCAAAUCGUGCCCCUGGAAGCAGGCUGGCAACGAAUGUUCAAUGGGUUUAUCAUGAUGACGAGGACGCUGAGCUUCCUCCACAGGAUACGGCAUCGUACAAGAUUACUCAGGCCUCAAAACGUGGACUCUGAACACUUGCUCCCCAAGGUCGGCGGCGAGUACGACAACUGGGAGUUGAGGCGCAGCAUGUUCGAGGCAGGGCACGACGUGCUUGCAGGUUGCUACUUGGAGAUCCAGAAACUUCCUCAUCAGGAGUCCAUGAUCUUCACGGACAAGGCGGUGCCGCACCCCAAGGGCAAGGCUUUCAAUCUCACCACCUAUGUCAACAUUUUGUUAGUGCUUCGCUUUCUGAUCCGCAAGGUUUUCGCGAUGGUGUGGGUGCUCGGAGAUUCCAGAGAUUGUGGGACUCGUCCAGGCGGGAGAGAGAUUUGCAAUCCGGUCCCUUCCAAGAAUCCGUAUGACAUGUUGGAGGUGAUGGCCUACGAUGGCAUAGCUAACGCGGCUGCCCUUGCACAGCUGUUUUCGAUUGAGCGAUUGAGCUUCUUUGCUGGAAGCCUUUUGUUGCAGCCCUCUGUCUUGGCUUUGAGGAAUGCUGGUCAGCAGUACGUUGAGUGUGAAUUGAUCGUGCUGGUUUUCCUAUUGACUGAAAGGGGUGCAGUCAUAAGCUGGGGUACACCGGACUUUCCAUCGGUCCAUCACCCUAACUUGCUGACGGAGGCUGUUAGAUCUCUUGGUUGUAGCGAGCAGUUUGAGUUUGGGGAGAUCCCGUUGCUAGGAGGAGUCGACACAUCUGAUCCAAAGGCAUGGCUUCAGGCAGGACAAGGCCAGGUUGCUGGCAUUCCAGGCGAGAGGUCGAGGACUUCGCUUCUGGUUUCAACCCGUGCAAAGGAGCUGACGCAGCAGCUACGCUCCAUGGCCGAGCUGCCUGCCUCUCAGCACCUCAGAGCAGGCUGGCAGGCACAUGAUGGCAGCAGCGUCCGCGACAUGGAACAUAGGUCCGACGGUGCCGCUGGUUGGACUGGUUUCGCAGAGGGAGGGCAACUUGGCGAGAGCGGCACCACUGGCGACCUGCGUGACAGCAGGCUGGGCUUGUCAAUUCCAGUGAUCCUCGCCGGGGUCGUGGAAGGCUCCACGUCCUGCGAGGGCUGGCAGCUGAAUGGGGAGGUGCCAGGAGGGCGCUUCAAGUAUAGCUACCGGCAGCCCAGUCCCAACAAGUGGGGUCUCCACUUCCUGGACAUCGACCUCGGCACCUCACAUCGACCAGCAGUAGACAUCUCACUAGUGACCGGGUAUCUCGACCCUUCACAAGUGACAAUCAUGCUUCGAUCUGCCCAGACGCAUCCUGGUGGCCGACUCUCAAGUUUUCGCCCAGCUCUGCAACCUUUGACUCGACCUCCUCAUGCAGCCUUUGCCAUGUUUUGCUCUGUUGGCUGUGCUGGCCCACAGCGACGACCUUCUCUAAGGUUUUCGCCACGUGGGCCAGCGGGUUGCAAUGAAAGCGCGCUUGGUGCAUCUCUCCGCUCCAUUCGGCUUCGAUUGGAAGCUGUAGCUUUUGGACGCCGACGUGUGGACGUGCCAGAGCUGGUCGAGGAGAUUCGAAAAGCCACUGCAUGUCUGGUCUGGAGCGAGAACAAUGACGACUCGCUCUUCAACCUUUUCUGCGAGCACUCAAUGCUGGCAGGAUUCGUGGCUGCGCUUCGUGCUGAAGCCAGCCCCACUGCAGUGAAGUUGCAGAUCCUUCAGUCGCUGUCCAUCUUGGUGCAGAAUGCCCAACGGGACACUUCUUUGAUCUACUUCCUGUCGCAGGGCAUGCUAAAUGACUUCUUCGAUGACCCUCCGGGGAACAUGGAUGAAGAGUCCAUGGCCUACUUCGUCACCCUACUCAAGGGCAUCUCCUUGCGCUUGGACGGAGAGAUGGCGCUCCUGUGUCUCUCCACAAGCCCGAGCAGGGGUAGUGCAGGGUAUGGUGGUUCCCAUGGCACAAGAACACACUCUGCAGUCCGGAUGCCGAUCUUUGACAGAGCCGUCAAGCUGAUUGCCCAUGCGGAUCCGAUGGUGCAGACAUCAGCUAGGAAUGCCACCCUACGCAUGCUGAGCCUUGAAGCCCCGGCUGUACGUGCAGCUGUCGAGGGUGCUGCUGCAGGCUCCUUGGCUCCUUCGCUGGCAGAUGCUGCCGCGACGCUGCGCGAUGGCAUAAGCUUCAGAUAUGAUGGGCUCAAGAUGGACGAUUGCAAGGCGCAGCCUGCAGCACUCAGCUCUCUUCUGGACUUCGCUGCAGACCUUCUCCAUCUAGGCAUAGCUCCACUUACAGCUGCGAUGGAGAAAGAAGGCUUCUCCAUGGUGGGAGGCCGAGCUGCCUGGCGUGGGCCGUUGAUGUCUCUCCAUCAGGCUGAGAAUCAUGCUGCAGUCCGUGUGUUCGAGAAGCCCCAGGAGGGAGCGGCUGUGAUCGCCGAGAUUGCAAACGGGGCGUUGCUCCAUGCCUUGGCAGUGAACGGCAACUUCGUGAACGUUUGUUGGAGGGGCAUCGAUGGAUGGAUUGGGCGCAAGAACGCUCGACGGGCUGGCAGGCCAAACUUCACGACGACUCUGUGA
This is a messenger RNA of Symbiodinium pilosum, 2850 nucleotides long. NCBI's taxonomy places the organism in Eukaryota, Dinophyceae, Suessiales, Symbiodiniaceae. The record is from the annotation of a GenBank genome assembly.